AUGCGGGGUGUGUAUGAAUUCAUCUCAAGCCCUUUUGAAGAGGUGCUUGUUGCUGAGAUCGACCAAAAGUUAUGUGCCCUUUUAUUUCAUUCGUACAAAUCUGAUGCCAUUACAGACUUAGCUAAGAUCUAUCCAACAGUUAAAUUUGCCGAGGGUCACAUUGCUAAUGUGAAGGAUAUCACGAAAAUGCUCAAUGAUUUUCGAAGAGAGGUAUACAAGCAGCUGUUGCGCAUUCCAUAUGGAACAACCAAGAGCUACGCAGAGGUUGCCAAGUUAAUGGGUCGCCCAACCGCUUAUCGCGCUGUUGCUCAAGCUUGUGGAGCGAAUGUUCUACCUGUUGUGAUUCCAUGCCAUCGAGUAGUUGCCUCGGACGGAUCGCUGGGCGGCUUCAGCUCGGGAGUUGAGAUCAAACGCCGACUACUAGCUAUGGAAUCUAGAGAAGAGCAGAAGUACUGGCUGAAGCUGCAGAGGCGGGGAAAAGCAUUCGCUAUACCGUCGAGACUUCGCCAGUCGCAAGACAAGGAUGACUGCUCUCCGGGACCCGAAGGAACAACUAUUGCAUCGAGAAAGGGGAUGGAGAUAAUCAUCUACGACUUCUACUCCGAUCUCUUCGACAGCCAUGUUCACUUGCCUCCUCACCAUCUGAGGGAAGACGGACAUGUCAUUCCAGAGGUUCUCCCGUCCGAAAUAGGACAUGCUAUCAGGUCGGUAAGAAAUCGUACGGCACCCGGUCCGGACAGAAUAAGACCAGAACAACUGAAGAACCUUCCGCCAGUACUCAUGAACACCCGGGCGAGGCUCUUUACACGUUAUCUGUCGGAAUGCAAGGUUCCUAAACAGUGGAAGACCAGCAAGAUAGUGUUGCUGUAUAAAAAGGGAGAUCCACAUGACAUCGGCAACUAUCGUCCAAUCUGUUUACUGUCCGUCAUCUACAAGCUCUUUACAAGAGUGGUCCUUAAUAGGAUUGAAAAAGUCUUGGAUGAAGGACAGCCAUGCGAGCAAGCAGGGUUUCGAAAAGGAUUCAGCACGUUUGACCACAUUCACACUGUUUCGAAACUCAUCGAGGUAUCACGAAAGUACAAGAUGCCGCUCUGUCUCACCUUCAUCGACUUGAAAAAGGCCUUCGACUCAGUUGAGACGGAAGUGGUCGUGGAAGCCUUGGACAACCAAGGCGUCCCUACCACCAUCGAGAACGCAAUGCGAAAGUUGGAAUGGGACGAUAUGGGAGUGAAGAUUGAUGGUCGGCAGCUACACCAUUUGCGCUUUGCUGAUGACAUCGUACUGAUAACACCUAGCAUCAGCCAAGCGGAACGAAUGCUGACCGAAUUCGACGAAACAUGA
Messenger RNA from Necator americanus (New World hookworm), 1341 nucleotides. RefSeq lists its product as uncharacterized. Bases 1 to 1341 code for a protein of 446 amino acids. Gene Ontology annotation, molecular function: methylated-DNA-[protein]-cysteine S-methyltransferase activity. Gene Ontology annotation, biological process: DNA repair. The transcript is spliced from 7 exons. The record is from RefSeq and is a predicted model, not a curated record. NCBI's taxonomy places the organism in Eukaryota, Metazoa, Nematoda, Chromadorea, Rhabditida, Ancylostomatidae.